Messenger RNA from Tetrahymena thermophila SB210, 915 nucleotides. RefSeq lists its product as hypothetical. The transcript has a single exon. NCBI's taxonomy places the organism in Eukaryota, Ciliophora, Oligohymenophorea, Hymenostomatida, Tetrahymenidae. The record is from RefSeq and is a predicted model, not a curated record.
AUGCUUAUAGCAACAAAAUAGAUCUAAGAGAUAAAAAAUUAAAACUAAUUCCUUUUAUUUUCUAUUAUUGUUUCAUAUUAAAAUAAAUCGCAAUUGUAAAGUUAGGAAAAGAAUGUUAUCUUAAAGCCCAUAUAGAUUAAAGCUAUGGAGCUAACGUUCAUAGGAUUAAACACAUAUUUUACUUGGUACUAUUAGCAGCAAUAAUAUUAAGUUAUUUGCUAAAAGGCAAUCAAAAUUAGUAAUGCAUAUAUUAAAUAUAUGCUAUAAAAUAUUAAAUAUAUUGUGAAAUAUGCCUAAACAAUUUCUACUGUUAAUUCAAGGGCUGUAAACAGCUGCUAAAAAAGAGUCUAUCGUUUUAAAAAAACAAACAUGUUUAGAUAAAAAAGAUGGAUUAUUAUAUUAAUCAAAGCAUUUAUCAAUAAGUACCCAAUCAUCACAUAAAAGACAUAGUCUCUAUUACCUUAAAUGACUAUAAAUAUAUUAAGCACUAGAGAUCGAAUAAAAAUAAAGAACAUCUUGAUAAUAAAUUUACUAACUAAAAAAUAUAUGAAUCUUUUAGAAACUAUUUCUUUGUCAAACCUUCUAUUCUAAAUUUCUUUCUAUUCUAUUAUACAAAAUCUAAUAAAUAUUAGUAGAUCAAGAGACAUUAUAGAAAGGACUAAUGUUGAAAGAGCAUAAAUUAAAGGUUUGCCAAGUGGUGAGCUAGUUUUUUUAUAAUACAAGCAAUUUUGCAUAAAUUAAAAUAUGGCUGAGAAUAUCUAAACUACUAUAAAAGAUACAAAGCCGUCUAAUUUAUUAGAGAAAUGGUAGAAACAUAUUAAUGAUAUGCAAAAUAUACUUUCUAAAAGUGAAAUAAUUAUAAACAAAAUCUUGAAAUUAUUUAUAUUAUCUAGCGCCUUUUUAUAUUUAUCCUGA